Messenger RNA from Phycomyces blakesleeanus NRRL 1555(-), 1454 nucleotides. RefSeq lists its product as hypothetical. The record is from RefSeq and is a predicted model, not a curated record. The transcript has a single exon. NCBI's taxonomy places the organism in Eukaryota, Fungi, Mucoromycota, Mucoromycetes, Mucorales, Phycomycetaceae. Bases 118 to 1143 code for a protein of 341 amino acids.
CAUUUCUGUACAUAAUCUUGCAUUUCCAUAACUCUCGCCUAUAACUUGGCAACACUUAUUUGAUUCCUGCCUGCCAACCCUUCACUUAGCAUCCCCUUCGUCGUACUUAAUUAACGAAUGGACCUUCUGGAGACACCCGAUAGACGCCUCCGUCUGAACAAAAGGUCUACUCUCCCUUCGUCUUAUGCAUUCACACCAAAAUGGAUGAAAAAUACUACAGAAACCAUUCGCUCGGGCUCGGAAAGUACUACAGCUGAUGAGCCCUUUCCUAGUCUCGUUAAUGCGACCACAAGUGAAAAGAAAAAGCGGUCAGUAUGGAGUGAUACGGCUACUGUUAAGAAAAAAGUAUCGUCUGUUGAUGCUCCUGUCAAUGAUCCAUUUGCGGGUAUGAAUGCAUGCGUCGACUAUGAGGCUGAGAUUGAGCGCCUUAAGACCCUUGUUCCAAAGGUGGACGCCAAGAGACGCACAUCUCCCCGCCCAAAGUCAGUUGUCCCCUCACAGGACACCAAAUCAUCCCGAAAUAAUUGGAUAUCAAACAACAGGACUGUCGAAAAGUAUAGUGAUAAGUUUAGCGAUGGUUCUAGCGAUAGUUCAAGUGACGGGUCGAGCGAGAAAGAUUUAGCACCUAUCCAACCCCCGAACAAAGAGACACUAGAAUCUUCGUCAGAAAAAUGUAGCCAAGCUAUCAGUGAAGAAGAUAAGAUUCGAUUUUUAGAGUUCGUUCGCAAUAGAACAAGUGGCUGGAAUGGGUGGGAGAGCAACUACCAGACAGAAAUCCAUAAGACGGACUCGCUGUGGGAAGAGCCAACUCCAUGGGAUUCGCCUGUCUACCAGCGACAAUGCCUUCAAGGAUCAUUACAGGAGAAGCGAAAGAAUCCAUUAGUGAUCAGCAUGCCAGCACGCGCAGGUUAUGACCUUUUGACAAGUUCUGAGCCUAGUACACCUUCAAGCUGUAGCACCCAAAAUUCGUUCUGGUCGUGGCCCAUCACAUGUAUGUCUUCUAACAAUAUGACAAUUGAUGACGACCUCCCACGACAGACAACCUCUUCCAAACUACUACGAUCAAAUCCAUCCCUGCAGGAACCUCCGGGGAUUGCUGGCCCUUUUUACCGCAACGAAGUCUCAUUCAUCCCUCACUUCUAAGACCCCCCCUCCACCUCCAACCAACGUAAACGCGUAUUCAACAUCAAUGACAUUUCAACCAAAAAAAAAACAACAACACUCUAUCCGACAUAACUCUCCCUCUAAUAAUUUCCCUUAUAAUUCAUACAUUUUCUUUUAGACAUUUUUUCUUUGUUUAAAUAGCUUUACAAUCAUACUACACUUCAUAACAAACGUUUUAUUUAUUUAUUUAUUGAUAACAUAUUCCUGGGGACAAAAACCCCCCUAUUGUCCUCAAUAUCUGCGGGGUAAAAAAAAAAUAAAAAUCGAAAAUUACAUUACUUUUUUUACUU